UCUGAAGAGCGGCGACCGCGCAUGCGCGCUGCGCAGAAAAAUAAUGGCCGCUUACGAAUAUACGCGGGAAAUAUUUUACGAACACAGUUCACAUAAAAUAUCAAUAAUAUUUUAUUUUAAAUAAAAUUUAUUUAUUAUAAAAUUAAAUUAUUGCUAAUUAUCACUUUGGCCAAAGAUUAAUAAAAAAUUACAAUUAUGAAACGUCUAAAAUGUCUACGAAUUAUGUGAAAUGUUUAGUGUUUAUUUUGGUGAUAUUAAUUUUAAUUAAUAUGUGUGAUUGUAAGAAGAAAGAUGUGAAAACGAAGAAGAGAAAAGUGGACAGAAGUGGUGUUAUGUACAAAAAUCCUCUUACACAUGGAAGACAUAAAAACGUCACUUCAAAAGAGCAAGCCCGCGGAUUUUUCGGAUCGGGUCUGUUCCCGUUCGGCAAGGUGAUAAAGCUGUUCACCGCUCCCGGCGACGACGACGGGCGAGAGUGCCAGCCGAGCGGGCACGCGGUGGCCCGCGCGGGCGUCUGUCUCAACGCGUACGAGUGCCACGACCGGCAGGGCAGGGCCUCGGGCGAGUGCGCUAAGGGGCUCGGCGUCUGCUGUGUUUUCGAGGUGUCCUGCGGUAAUACGGUGCAGAACAACCUGACAUACUUCAUGUCUCCCGGGUUUCCAGACCUCUGGAACGGGGAGGAAGACUGUGAUAUCACCAUACACAAGGUUACUGAGGGCAUCAUGCAGCUGAGAGUAGACUUUGUACAUUUCACUAUCGGCCAGCCAAAUAGAACAACAGGUGAAUGCGACGAAGACGCCAUGAUCCUGGGGGAAGGCGCAAACAACUUCACAGUGUGUGGACAGAAUCACGGGCAGCACUUAUAUUAUACAUUAACGAAUGAAAGAGAGAAACGCGACACGGAGGAGUUAGCCGGCGCGAGAGGCACACGGCUGCGCAUACGCAUCCGAGGCAGCGAGAUGCCCCGGAUAUGGCUCCUGCGUCUCGCGCAGAUGCCCCUCGCACACUCCGCACCACAUGACUGUCUGCAGUGGUACAGAGAAAAUAAUGGUACAAUAAAAACUUUCAACUACGCAGUCAACGGGCGCCACCUGUCGGGACACGAUUACAGAGCGUGCAUAAGGCACAACGUGGGCUACUGCUCAGUGAGGUACACGCCGUGUGACAGCCGCUCCUUCAGGAUCGGAUCUGGUGGCGAUCAAGUCCAGAAUACCGAUCCAG
This is a messenger RNA of Galleria mellonella (greater wax moth), 1221 nucleotides long. RefSeq lists its product as uncharacterized. The transcript is spliced from 6 exons. The record is from RefSeq and is a predicted model, not a curated record. Lineage: Eukaryota; Metazoa; Arthropoda; Insecta; Lepidoptera; Pyralidae. The annotation marks the transcript as partial.